This is a messenger RNA of Procambarus clarkii (red swamp crayfish), 4359 nucleotides long. RefSeq names its product patched domain-containing protein 3. NCBI's taxonomy places the organism in Eukaryota, Metazoa, Arthropoda, Malacostraca, Decapoda, Cambaridae. Gene Ontology annotation, cellular component: plasma membrane; cytoplasmic vesicle membrane. The record is from RefSeq and is a predicted model, not a curated record.
UAGUGGCUGGAAACCGACAUUAGAGCCACUUAGUGUCUAGACUGCAGUGAGGUUGUUUGCUGCUGCUCGCAUCUCCGCACUUAAUACUCAUACACCUCGUCCUCUUGCAACACUUGUGAGUGGAGUGUCUCGCGUAUCUGAAUAAAUUUCACGCAAGAUAGAGUGUAUUAAGAAAACAGGAAUCGCUGGUGCACGACGCAAGAGAAAAUUGUCCUUGAUUGCAAAUUAAUUACGCAGUGAUCAAAAGUUUCAAGGGAAUUGAACUAGAAAUGCCACUAACAACCUUUCUAAGAUUUCCAGCAAUCAACCGAGGGUCAAGGAGGAAUGAGUAACUUCAUCUGUUCUCUUCCUUAGCUCAGAAGGUUUGAGGAGAGAGGAGCCACGCAACCUUCCCCUCUGCUGCCUGGGCACCGACUGCCUCCAUCACCCUGCCAGAGCUCCGUCCAAACAUGGGUCAUUGUCUAAAGAAGUUCGAACACGUUCUCAGGAAUUCCUUUUACCGGCUCGGCCAUACGGUUGCCUUGUAUUACGGGUACUUCAUCUUGGUGCCUCUCUUCAUAACUGCUCUCUUAGCCACCGGAUUCCAAAGAAUCAAGUACGAGGAUGAUCCAGAAUAUCUCUUCUCGCCCAGGUCGGGUUACGCUAAGUACGAGCGAAGUGUCGUUGAAGACAACUUCUCCCUUAACUUUACUUCGAACUUUAACCCGUCGCGGAUAACCCGGAUGGGACGCUUUGCUAGAUUUAUCAUUAUGGCCAAAGAUGAACGGACUAUCCUGCGGUCGGAGGUUUGGAACGACAUAGUGUCGUUAGAUCGUCUGGUCCACUCCGUCAGUGUCGUCAACAACGACAAGGUGGUGAGAUACGACGACCUCUGUGCCGUCUGGGACAGUGAAUGUUAUGAGAACAACGUCUUAGGUCUUCAGGAUCUAAUGCCGGGGGUUGAAAAUGGCACCUUCAACCUGACUUACCCCAUAAUGCUCAACCCGAACAACUUCGAGACGUAUGUGUUUCCUUUCUUCUUCGGUGGAGCGACCGUCAACAAUGAUAGUGUCAUUGAGGAGGUGGAGGCGCUCUCACUCUUCUACUGGCUCAGGACCAACAACGCCAAGGAGGACUCUGCCGGAGCGCUCUGGGAAGACGCCAUCCUGAAAGCAGUGGGUGACCGGGACUUCGGCAGCAUCACCGUCGCCAGGUUCGUAUCCCGCACGCUGGAGUUGGAACUCGACAAAAACUCCAACUCGGUGACCCCCUUCUUCGGCGGAACAGUGUUGAUCAUGGUACUGUUUAGCGUGAGUUCCGCCAUGGCUGGAGACUGGGUGAGGACCAAGCCAUGGCUUGGACUGCUUGGCAUCGUCUCCGUCUCUCUCUCCUGCGUUGCUGCUUUUGGCUUUCUCAUUUAUCUUGGGCUGGAGUUUAUUGGUAUCAACAUGGCCGGCCCCUUCCUUAUGUUAGGUAUCGGUAUGGACGACGUGUUUGUGAUGUUGGCCGCGUGGCGACGUACCCGUCUUCAAGACAGUGUACCGGAGAGGAUGGGCCAGGCGUUUAGUGAUGCUGCGGUAGGAAUCACCAUCACCACAGUGACAGACGUCAUCUCAUUCUUCGUCGGGGCCAUCACUCCAUUCCCUUCCGUCCAGAUCUUUUCCAUAUACACAGGCAUGGCGGUGGUGGUGGCAUACAUAUGGCACAUCUCGUUCUUCGGAGGCUGCCUGGCUUUCUCUGGCUACAUGGAGAAGGACCAGCGCCACGGAGUCACUUGCCGCAAGAUCAAAUCCAAGUCAGAAGCAGCGGAUGCCAGCUGCUGCUACCGUUUCCUAUGCACGGGCGGGAUAAGUGAAGCAGAUCCCUGGAACCAAAAGGAUAACAAAGAACACAUCGUUAUGGUGUUCUUCAGAGAUCAAGUGGCCAGUUUCCUCAACAUCCCGGCCGUCAAAGCCGUGGUGAUUGUACUGUUCCUGGUUUACCUGGGGGUGGCCUUCUGGGGCUGCACUAUGCUGGACGAAGGCCUUGAGCGACGGAGACUCUCCCGUGACGACUCCUACUCUGUGGAGUUUUAUGAGAGAGAAGACAAGUAUUUUAGGGAAUUUCCAUACAGAGUGCAGGUUGUAAUAACAGGUGACCUGAACUAUAGUGACCCCGAAACCCAGAAGGAUCUGAUGGCUCUACACAAGGAGUUCGAGUCUACGCCAUACAGUAUUGGAUCCCUCUAUACAGAAUCAUGGCUGAGAGCCUGGUUAGGUUUCGUUGAAAGAAACAAAGAUUUCCUAGAUAUUAAUAUUACAAGUGAAGAGGAUUUCUGCGCUGAGCUCAAAGAGCUGUACCUGUCAGGUCCGGCCAAUCUAUUCGCUGAGGACGUCAAGUUCAACGAGAACCAAACGCGUAUUGAAGCGUCCAGGUUCAUCGUCCAGGCAUACAAGGUGCUGGAUGGAAACGCAGAUAAGGAUAUGAUGGAAACCUUCCGCAAAGUGGCCUCAGAGUCCAAGUUUAACGUCACAGUCUACAAUCUAUUUUUCGUCUACUUUGAUCAGUUCACUAUGGUGAGGUCAACUAGCAUAGAAAACAUCUGUUUAACAGCAGUCAUAAUGAUGGCUGUGUCUCUCGUGUUUAUACCAAACGCUCUCUGUUGUCUCUGGGUCGUCUUCUCUAUCACCUCGGUGGAAAUCGGUGUUGUGGGUUACAUGGCCUUUUGGGGCGUAAGUUUAGAUUCCAUUUCCAUGAUCAACUUAAUCAUAUGUAUUGGUUUUAGUGUCGAUUUCUCAGCUCACAUUGCACAUGCUUAUUUGGUGUCUAAAGGUGAAACUCCAGACGAGCGAGUACGGGAUUGUCUCUAUACUCUGGGACUGCCAAUAUUGCAAGGAGGUCUCUCUACUAUUCUAGGUGUCACCGCAUUAAGUCUAGCUCCCUCCUAUAUAUUUAUCACUUUCUUUAAGACUGUCUUCCUUGUAAUAUUGUUUGGUGUUUUACAUGGACUCGUACUCCUGCCAGUACUCCUUUCCGUCUUGGGCCCUAUUUCUUGUAGUAAAGAGAAACCGAAGGAGGACACAGAGCUGUCUGCGACAAAUUGCCAACCAACCCAUGUACAUGGCCAGGAAAUUUCCCUCUCUGGUCCCAGUUUGAGAAUUCCACGACCACGCAGUGUAACGGCAAUGACCACUAGUGAAUCAGCUGUAGAAGUGGAACCUGAGGUAAUGGAUCAACCUGGAAGCACUAACAAUAUAGAAAAAGACUUGGGUCUCGGCACUUCCAGCGAUGAUUCCAGUGAAUCAAGCGUGAGUAAGGAAGUCGCGAUAUGGCGUGGUGUUUCUGAUAUUGUUACUGACAGUAGAAUUCGUUCCGAACCUCCUAUCCUGAAAACGUUUUCUAAUAAAGGAUAUGUAAGUGAUGGCGCGGAAGCUGAAAAACACCACGUCCACAAACGUCUUGACAGAUACGGUGAAUGGGAAGAUCCACGUCGAAGUCACCAGGGCCCUCGUCGAAGUCAUCAGGGUCCUCGUCAAAAUUAUCAGGGCCAAUGUCCAUCUGCUGAUUAUUCCCCUACUCGACGACACGACUCGUCACACGCACCUGAAGACCGGCCCCGUCACUCAAGGUCUAGAGACAGGGGUAUGCAUCGAAGUGCAUCUUCAGCAGAACAAUAUGAAUCACACACGCCUUCAAAACCCAGUGGACGGCACCGUGAUCGCCGCUAGCAUCACCAUGUACCCAGUACAUGUACCCAGUACAUGUACCCAGUACACAGUCAGUUAUCAAAUGUGGGUUGUGCUGUCCGUAGAUUUGUCUUUUUCAGUUUUUUGUUCGCAAUGAACUCAAAAUUUGUGUUAUUAUAUUAAAACAUUUAGGUACAACUGGAUUCGUGUAGCUACCUUAGACUAUAUGACAAACAAAUCUGUGCUUGAAGACCAUUUUGAUAUGUGAGAAUUUACACAUGCCCAACCCUAUUUUUCUCCAAUGUCUUGUAACUGCGGUACGCGUCAGUAUGUAAGUGUGGUUAUAUGUGUAACUUUGCAUGGUGACUUUGCAUGAAACUGUGUACUAAAGUUUCUUAAAGUUUGUUAAUAUUAUUGUGACUGCAGAAUAAUGUGUAUAAAUAUUGAAAUGCAUCUGAUUCCACAUUGAAAAUUAUGCAUUUUUCUUGUGUGUUUAUUUAAUUGUUGUUAAAUGCCUUUCAAAGCAUUUUGUUGCAGUAUAUAUAUAUAUAUGUGUGUGUGUGUGUGUGUGUGUGUGUGUGUGUGUGUGUGUGUGUGUGUGUGUGUGUGUGUGUGUGUGUGUGUGUGUGUGUGUGUGUUUACAUUAUUAUGAUGUCAAUAAUAUUCUUUAUGUGAAAAUGUUCUAAUCAGAGAAGAAUGGUGUUUACAAUUGUUA